AUCGUCGAGAACGUGAUGAUGAUGAUCUCUUUUGGCCUUUCUAGCCUACUCCGUUCACUUAUUUCAAAAAAUGGAUUUAAAAAAAUUAAAGUUAUUAUACGAUAUUGGCAAAAAAAAGUGGCAACCCGUAUCAAACCAAAUGUCAAAUGAAAAAACGGAUCCGACCGGACCGCCACAUUUCGUAUAUUGCGCGUAUAUUGCUAAAAAUGAAUAAUAGCAAAGAAAUUUAUGUUUAAAGGUGUAUACAGUGCAUAAAAAUAGUCUUACAAAUUAAAUAGUGUCUUAAGUUCAACAAUGGAGGAUGAAGACUUUCUUCAACCAUCCCAAUUCUCCCGGACACAACAGCGAAGCAACUCGACAAAUCCAUCCCAAAUGGUCACAAGCACCAUGAACUCAUCACCCAGCGGGUCACAAGUCAGGCCGAGCCAGCCGAGCCAGCAGAGCCAGUCGAGCCAAGCCCGCAGUCAGUCAUCAUUUCAGACCGAGCUGUCGCAGAUCCAAGAUGGGCUGAGGUUCCUUACGGAGAGAAUACAACAGCUUUCUGGAGACAGAGGCAUCAAGCGACCAGCAGAACCUAAGCCGAACAUCAAAGAAGAAUGUCAGAUCUGCCACAAACUUUACGCCAACAAGACGACACUCUUCAGACACUACCAAGGUAUUCAUAAGGAGAUGAACCCAGAGAGGUUCCACGGCUGUUCCGUUAACAGCACUGUAGUUAAUCUCGAUGCUUCUUUCAGAGAGACACAAUGUCCUAUCUGUGCGUAUGUAGCUCCCACUCAAAGUGCUCUUGAUGCCCAUAAUAGAACUACUCAUAGCAAUGUAGUUAAUGCAAACGGAAAUAUAGCUCCAACCCAAAAUACUGUUGACGCGCAUAAUACCAAUAACGUGAAUAAUGGUAAUAUUAAAGAUAAAAUGCACAAAUGUGAAGAAUGUGCAUGUUAUUUUGAAGAGAAAAGCAAAUUCGAUGAGCACAUGGAAGUACAACAUGGUUUUGAAGUUGUAUGUAAGAUUUGUAACAAGAAUUUCCUCUUUAAAGACAUUGAUGGACAUGUAAAAGAGAAACAUCCUGAUGUCUAUAACAAGAAACGUAAAGAUAAUGUUGAAAAAAUCAUUGUUGAGAAAGCAAUGAAAAAUAAGAAAGGAAAUAGGGUUCAUGUUUAUAUUUGUACUAAAUGUGAUACUAAAAUGUAUGACAAGAUGGAAGCGGAAAGGCAUGCUAGAGUCCACAAAAAGGGACUUAAAUUAAAACUAGCUCCAAGAAACAAAGUUUUAAAUGCUGAAGAAAGCAUUCCAGUAGUGAACUCGGAUGAUGAUAAUGUUAUUCUUACAUGCACCAGUUGUGAUAUUUCUACAGGUUCAUAUGACGCUGCUGUUGAGCAUUCACAAAACCAUAUAACAAAUAAUGUACAAUUUGUCACACAAAUGUGUGACAUAUGCGAUUUGAAGUUUGAACCAUUAUGCUACAAAAAACACAUUGACUUGCAUUACAGAAACAAAGAAAUACACAGAGAAUCGUUCAAAUAUUUUAAAUACAGAUUCGAAUUCCUAUCCUUUGAAAAUUGGUUCAGUUGUUUUGAUAUGGCUGAGCCUGUAGUGAAAAAAAUUAUAUCUGAAAGCAUAUACGCACACACACGCAGUGUCAAAAUGAGGGUCUUGCGUGAAGGUGCAUACAAACUUUACAAAUGUUGUAAAUGUGAUAAUUUUGUAGACCCGUCCGCUGUGUACAACCAUACUGUGAACUAUGACACUUGUGUGAAAGUUAAGUGUAGUUAUCCGUGCAAAAUCUGUAAAAGGACCUUCAACAAUCGAUUGGCUAUAAAAAACCAUACAAAGAAUCAUAGAAGCGAAGAUGCUUAUAAGAUUGUGUUAUUUAAUCAUAAAAAUGAUAAAGUAUUCAAUGAAGUACUUAAUGUUAAUAAAUUGCAAAAUACUGCCAGUACCAGUAAUGGUAAUCUAUCCAAAGUACUGUAUAAAUGCCUUUGCGGUCUUUGCUUCGUAAGAAAGGAAACUGCUGAUAAACAUAGAAUUAUAUGUCCGGGAAAGAAUACUAAAAAUCCUUGUUUAAAAUGCAACUAUUUCUUUACUCAAGAAGAGUUAGUGGCGCACGCCUUUGAGCAUCAUCAGAUCGGAAUACAAAUUGUUAUUGAAAAUAUUACUCCUGAAGUAAUUGUGGUUGAUUCAGACGAGGAAAUCAUUGAAAUUGAUUCAAGUGAUGAAGACGACGCACAAAAUGAAGGUUUAAACAAUAUUCAGAAUAAAGCUAUAAAAACUGACCAUACAACAACAAUCCAAGGUUCCAAUGAUGGUGAGGCCGAUAAAAUGAAUACAAUAGAGAUGGCAGCAGCUGACGCAGGCGUCGGGAACGAAGAAAAAAUGGCUUUAGAAGCCACUACAUUAAAUGUAGAAAAAACAGAGACAGUUGAAACAGAUGAAGACGAAGAUAGUGACCAACUUGGAGAAACUGAUAAUGAAAUGACCGACGACGAUUCUCAAGACACAAUUUGUUACAAAAAUACAGAAACCUGCUCAGAUGCAGCUAAUCAAGCUCCUGAUAUAAAUAAACAGGGUCAAUUAAAAUUAGUUGCCACUAAUUUAUUAAUAAACCAAUUGUAUAACCCCUAUGAAAAUGGGUUUUUAAAAGUAUGGGACAUAGGUGCAUUAAGCAGAGAAAUAAACAGUGAUAUCGAAAAUGUGAGAGAACAAAUUGAAACAACGAUUGACAAACCAUCUAAUGAAAUUGCUAUUAAAAAAGAGAAAUCUUGGUUGUACGAUCCUACUGACUUUUCUCAUAUUUCUAAAAGACAGUCUUUAAGACAGGAAAUGCGUCCAAGUUGUAGUAAUCUACUAGUUCUUCAGGUGGAAUCACUGUUAACAGAUGAUGAGGAAACAGACAUUAAUCCACAAAAUGAAGAACCAGGACAUAAUGAUAUGCGCAAAGAUCCUGAUAAUAAUGUAUCUAGCAAUGCCUCAACAGUUAUAGACCAGACUAUUAAUGAUGAAGAAGAGAUAGUAAAUGAAAUAUCACAUAUUAAGAAUCGCAAUGAUAAUACACAUAAAACUAUAAACAACAUUGAGGAUAUACGCGACAGAAUUGAAGUCGAUAAUGGAAAGAAUGCCCUAACAGAGUUAAACAAAGAUGACGGUCAUGGGGUUGAUUUGAAUAACACAUCUCGAAUUCUAAAUGAAGAAAUAGAUGAAGGUCAUUACAGUGACGACGAUCUUUUUCUUCCAUCUCUACCACCAGGCAUUGAAAAUCGUGGACACAUAGAGCUUAAUAAUAAUCUAAAAGAAAUUCCUAAAGAUAUGAGUGGAGAACAAGUAUGUAACCAAGUACACUUAUCUAAUGUGAUGAUAGUCAAUGAUACAACUAAUGUUGAAACAGAAAACCCAACUGACACAGAUUCAGACGAGACAGAACACAGUACUAGAUCGGAGAACGAAAAGAAUGAUUCCCUUAAUGCAGACAGCGUUAUAAAUCAAACAGAUAAUGAUAAUGGGAAAGAAGGUGAAAAUGAAAAGAUGGAUUCUAGACCUUCUGUUCUCGAAUACACACGAACAAACAAAAAUAUUGGCGAAAAAGAUAUGGAUUCUAGGCCAUCCGUUCUUGAAUACACACCAAAAACUACUAAUGUUGGUGAAAAAGAUACGGAUUCUAGGUCAUCCGCUACAAGUCAAGUAGUUUCGAGUGAACCUACAGAACACCAAACGAUGGCCACAGAUAAUAUAAUUAAUAUAAAAAGAGAGUUUCAAUAUAUGAACAUAAAAAUAAAAAGAGGAUUAAUUGAUGAAAACGAAAACACUGAAAAUAGCUGUGAUAAAGACGAUCUAGUUCCAAUAAAAAGAGAGCCAAAUUAUAUUUUAGAGAAUUUUAAUAACGAUAAUAAAGAAAAUGACUUGAUUGUUACAGAAAACGUAAAUAAUGAUAAUUAUAAUAAUUGUUGUAUUGUCUAAAAUUGAAGGAAUAAGGGCCACCCCACACUAGCGUAUCUCGAGCGUCGGCGUCUAGUAAACUCUAUGGCUGCUGCUCGACGCAACGUUAGCGCAACUGCGCAGCGACGCCAUUUUCCAUAGCGCUGACUAGACGCCGACGCUCAAAAGACGCUAGUAUGGGCUGGCUCUGUCUUAUU
Messenger RNA from Cydia pomonella (codling moth), 4127 nucleotides. RefSeq lists its product as uncharacterized. NCBI's taxonomy places the organism in Eukaryota, Metazoa, Arthropoda, Insecta, Lepidoptera, Tortricidae. The record is from RefSeq and is a predicted model, not a curated record. Gene Ontology annotation, molecular function: RNA polymerase II cis-regulatory region sequence-specific DNA binding; DNA-binding transcription factor activity, RNA polymerase II-specific. Bases 295 to 3951 code for a protein of 1218 amino acids. Gene Ontology annotation, biological process: regulation of DNA-templated transcription. The transcript is spliced from 3 exons.